Molecule: messenger RNA, 327 nt
Organism: Caenorhabditis briggsae
Lineage: Eukaryota; Metazoa; Nematoda; Chromadorea; Rhabditida; Rhabditidae
Exons: 4
Coding region: 1-327 (108 amino acids)
Source: RefSeq, a predicted model, not a curated record
AUGGAAGAUUCAAAGCAUGUUACGAUGAGUUCAAAACCAACAGGAACUGCCAAUUGGAAAAUAAAAUUACAUGAAAUCCUACGAUAUCCAAUGACACGGACGGGACCAGCGAUAGUUGCAUCAACUCUUCUGUAUGUAGUUGCCUACAAUGUUGGAGUCAGGUGGUGGAAAGGUGAUCAGCAUCCAGUGAAUCGAUUCAUGUGGAGGAUACAAGAGCAAGAAGGAAAACUAGAUCCUGUUCUACAAGCCAAAAAACAAGCAGUUCUCGCAUAUCAAGAAGAUAGAUUUUAUCAUCCUCGAGACACCGUACCGGACCUUGGUGUUUGA